Messenger RNA from Micropterus dolomieu (smallmouth bass), 11173 nucleotides. RefSeq names its product protein argonaute-3 (gene ago3a). Bases 803 to 3406 code for a protein of 867 amino acids. Gene Ontology annotation, biological process: regulation of stem cell proliferation; regulatory ncRNA-mediated gene silencing. The record is from RefSeq and is a predicted model, not a curated record. Gene Ontology annotation, molecular function: protein binding; RNA binding. The transcript has 19 exons. NCBI's taxonomy places the organism in Eukaryota, Metazoa, Chordata, Actinopteri, Centrarchiformes, Centrarchidae.
UGUCGGUGUCAGAAAGACAACUUCACCAUAUUUAGCUGGCUUGCCGAAGCCCCGCUGAGUUGAUCUGUCAACCAGACUGAACAUCUUUACACUUCACGGCGGACACGGCCCGGUUUUGACAGCUUUAUGUUAGCAACGGGAUACAAACUGUAGAAGACGACGUCCUUGGGAUAUAGUGCUUCGGGAACGGGGCUGUGUCAGCGGCUGUUUUAACGCGAUAAAAAGUAACGUUAGCCAUCGUCUGUCAGAAUUCCAACUGUCCAACAGCAGACCUAGCCAGGUAGCUUAUUACUGUAGCUACUCCGUCGCUCGCUGUGCCAUACAAACGAAUUUAUGUCGUCUCUGUUAUUGUUUUGUUAUCGGUAGGGAUUCAUUUGGACUCAGUGACCCCGCUGUGACCAUGUCCUGACAGCUCCUCUCCUUCGUUCCAGCCACUUUCCUAAGCCUGCCUAGCGAGCUAACUUGGCUAACGUUAACUAGCAGGCUUUCACUGCCACAGCGUCGUGUCGAGCAACCAGUAGCUUUCGCCGUGGCAGUGACAUCUGAUUGGAUACGUUUACCGUGUGCGAACGGCGGUGUGCUGGGGGUGUCGAAGACCCCCGGCCCGGCGAAACGACUGUACCCAGGGCCCCCCUUUUUUGACAGUCCGCAGAGAGAGAGGAGCUAGCAGAGACCAGGGCACUUGCCAUUCGGCGCUGCAGAGGCGGUGCACUGCCGAAGGAGACACCGGAUUGAACGGAGGAAGAGUCCCAAACGUUUGACACCUGUGAUCCGGGAAGUGAACCGGGCAGAGACCUCAUGAAUGGAAAUCGGAACUACAGGAGCCGUUGGGGCCCAGUCCCUGUUCUCCAUGCCACGGCGGCCUGCCUAUGGCACCAUGGGGAAGCCCAUCAAGCUGCUGGCCAACUGCUUCCAGGUGGAAAUCCCCAAGAUAGAUGUCUAUCUCUAUGAGGUGGACAUCAAGCCUGACAAGUGCCCACGGCGAGUCAACAGGGAGGUGGUUGACUCUAUGGUGCAGCAUUUUAAGGUGACAAUCUUUGGGGAUCGCAGGCCAGUAUAUGAUGGAAAGAAGAGCUUGUACACAGCCAACCCACUGCCUGUGGCACCUGCAGGGGUGGACCUGGAUGUCACUCUACCAGGUGAGGGAGGUAAAGAUCGGCCCUUCAAAGUUUCCAUCAAGUUUGUAUCUCUGGUCAGCUGGCACAUGCUACACGAGGUGCUCACUGGUCGCAGCAUGCCUGAGCCACUGGAGCUGGACAAGCCCAUCAGCACCAACCCUGUGCAUGCAGUGGAUGUGGUGCUGCGACACCUGCCCUCCAUGAAGUACACUCCAGUGGGUCGAUCCUUUUUCUCGGCUCCAGAAGACUAUGACCAUCCCCUGGGAGGUGGGAGGGAGGUUUGGUUUGGCUUCCAUCAAUCUGUGCGCCCUGCCAUGUGGAAGAUGAUGCUUAACAUUGAUGUGUCUGCCACCGCCUUCUACAAGGCCCAGCCAGUCAUCCAGUUCAUGUGUGAAGUGCUGGACAUCCACAACAUAGACGAGCAGCCCCGCCCUCUCACAGACUCACACCGGGUCAAAUUCACCAAAGAAAUCAAAGGUUUGAAGGUGGAGGUGACACACUGUGGAACCAUGCGGAGGAAGUACCGCGUCUGCAACGUGACCCGUCGGCCUGCCAGCCAUCAAACGUUCCCUCUACAGUUGGAAAAUGGCCAGACUGUAGAGCGUACCGUAGCACAGUACUUCAGGGAGAAGUACAACCUGCAGCUUAAGUACCCACAUUUGCCCUGUCUACAGGUGGGCCAGGAGCAAAAACACACCUACCUUCCCCUGGAGGUGUGUAACAUUGUAGCUGGUCAAAGGUGCAUAAAGAAACUGACAGAUAAUCAGACCUCCACUAUGAUCAAAGCCACAGCUCGCUCUGCACCUGACAGGCAGGAGGAGAUCAGCAGGCUGGUGCGCAGUGCCAACUACGAAGCAGAUCCUUUUGUACAGGAAUUCCAGUUCAAGGUGCGAGACGAGAUGGCCCACGUGACGGGGCGAGUGCUACCCGCCCCCAUGCUGCAGUACGGCGGCAGGGUGAGCACAGAGCACUUUAUGAACCGCACUGUAGCCACACCCAGCCAUGGGGUGUGGGACAUGAGGGGGAAGCAGUUCCACACCGGGGUGGAGAUCAAGAUGUGGGCCAUUGCCUGCUUUGCCACACAGAGGCAGUGUCGGGAAGAAAUCCUAAAGGGUUUCACAGACCAGUUGCGUAAAAUCUCUAAGGAUGCUGGGAUGCCCAUACAGGGCCAGCCAUGCUUCUGUAAAUAUGCCCAGGGAGCGGACAGCGUGGAGCCCAUGUUCAGACACCUAAAGAACACCUACGCUGGACUGCAACUCAUCAUCGUCAUUUUGCCGGGAAAGACUCCUGUCUAUGCGGAGGUAAAGCGUGUGGGAGACACCCUUUUGGGCAUGGCCACGCAGUGUGUUCAGGUGAAGAACGUGGUGAAGACGUCACCUCAGACGCUUUCCAACCUCUGUCUCAAGAUCAAUGUGAAGUUGGGAGGCAUCAACAACAUCCUGGUACCUCACCAACGACCAUCAGUGUUUCAGCAGCCAGUUAUUUUCUUGGGAGCAGAUGUUACACACCCACCUGCUGGAGAUGGGAAGAAGCCUUCAAUUGCAGCUGUGGUAGGCAGUAUGGACGCCCACCCCAGCAGGUACUGUGCCACUGUGCGGGUCCAGAGGCCCAGGCAAGAGGUUAUCCAGGACCUGGCCUCCAUGGUGCGGGAAUUGCUCAUUCAGUUCUACAAGUCAACCCGCUACAAGCCAACCAGGAUCAUUUUCUACAGGGAUGGAGUUUCAGAAGGCCAGUUCAGACAGGUGCUGUAUUAUGAGCUGCUGGCCAUUCGUGAGGCCUGUAUAAGCCUGGAGAAGGAGUACCAGCCAGGCAUCACCUACAUUGUUGUGCAAAAACGCCACCAUACACGCCUCUUCUGUGCUGACCGCAACGAGAGAGUUGGACGUAGUGGAAACAUUCCUGCUGGUACUACCGUGGAUACGGACAUCACGCAUCCCUACGAGUUUGACUUUUACCUCUGCAGUCACGCUGGAAUACAGGGCACCAGUCGGCCCUCCCACUACCAUGUACUGUGGGAUGACAAUUGUUUUACCGCUGAUGAGUUCCAGCUGCUCACUUACCAGUUGUGCCACACCUACGUGCGCUGUACCCGCUCAGUCUCCAUCCCUGCGCCAGCCUACUACGCACACCUGGUGGCCUUCCGUGCUCGCUACCAUCUGGUGGACAAAGAACAUGACAGCGCUGAGGGCAGUCAUGUGUCUGGUCAGAGUAACGGUCGGGACCCCCAGGCGCUGGCCAAAGCUGUUCAGAUUCACCACGACACCCUGAGGACCAUGUACUUCGCCUGAGCUACAACAACCCUCCCUAACCAUUGCCACUCUUAACACAUACAGAAGCAUACACAGACAGUCAAAGGAGUCCUCAUAUGUGCAAGUCCCGCCCCCAAUAUGCCUAGUCAAUCCGGACCUGACACUGUGCAGAGGAAAGAGGGGAGGAGGCACCCCACACUGGACUGAGGAUGCAAACGCUGCUUUAAAAACAAACAAGAGAGAAACUCAGCACUAUUAUGCAAUAUUAAACCAGCCAACUAGUAUAUUUUCACCCUUAUCGGGCCCUCUUUAUAUUGUCCCCAUCCCCCACCCCCACCCCGGAUUUCUUCUUCCCUGUUUGUCAUCUUUACUUGUGGCCUAGUGGGUGUUUUUCUAGUUUGUUUUUACUUUGCUUUACCCUUUGGCACAAUCGUUGUUUAUAGUCUACUAAUCUGCUCCUUUGCCAUCUACAGUACCUCAAGUCCGUAUGAGCAGCAGCACUUUUACAUUCUGUCAGUUUUACUGUAGUUUGUUGUUGAUUCUCUCCAGUGUUCAAAAUGAGGGAGUAGAGAUAGAAGGAUCUGAUGCUGGAGUUGAUAAGUGGUGUUUGAUUUAUUUUAGAAUAUAGUCAUUUCAUUUGACCGGAGGUCUUCCCAGCUGUCACUUUUUUUUCCUUGUUCCUCUUGUUUCCUGGGUUCUGUCACUUUUCACUCGUGUGUGAAACCACCAGUUACUUGUAUGGAGCAACAUGUUCUUUUGAGCACACUGCCACCUGAUGGCGACGAGGUAUAAAUGCCCCCUUACAAGGUUUUAGAUAGUUUCCAUUUAUCUUUUGCAGUCACCUGUCACAUUUAAACGGGCAGUUUAUAUUGGUUCAUAUAUCCGUUGCUCAAUUGCAGCCGUCUAUGAAUUUCAUUUUAAGUUUAACACUUAUUUAAUUCUGGUUUUUGUUUUUCUUCUACAUUAUGUGAACCAUUUUAUGAUUCUGACAGUUUUUUAAUCAUUUAAAUCAUGUAGUCGUCAUGCAUUCAUUUCCCUCAGUGCUUUAUCUCACAUUUCCCUCUCUUGACUUGGUGGGUAAAUAGAGAACACGUCGAUGGUUUCCUCUAGUGCAAUAAUCAGUUAAAAUGAAGGGAAGAAGAUUUUAGGGGACUUAAAACGACUCAAAAGAACAGUUACACAUUUCAUUUGAAAGUGAAUGUCCCCAAAAAGACAAAUGUUUGCCACUUGGUAGGCACUUUCAUGUAUUGCUCCUCUGUGAGACGAUUGUUCAGCAAACUUUUACGAGUUUGCCCUUGCUGUCGGGCAAAAAUGGUGCAACUGCAGUUUUGGCGAUUUAGACGUUUUUACUUGAAUUGAAGGAUGUUAUGCGCCUCUGUGGUUUGAGAAUACUUCAUCAUCAGUGGGCAUCAUUUCAUAAUCCCUGAUCAUCAGUUUGCUAAUGAGGCUGAUUUUCUCAAUUCGUAAGAAUAACGAAGCUUUUCACCUGACCGCAGAAAAGUGGAGUGUAAAGGCCAUAAAGAGGUAGUAUUCAAGUGCCUGGUUGAAGUUAUGUGUUGAAUGGUCAAACGCUGCAUAACUCAUUAUAGAGAUCCUAUUUCAGUGGGUCAAAUAAUAAAAAAGCAUAUUCCGACAAACGGACAGCACAAGAUGGUUUAAAGCAAGAAAGUUUCACCCGAUGCCUCUUAUUCUUCUCAACAAUGUCUACUGACUUUUCUAUACAUCUCCUUCAAAUCAUCCUAAGAUCAAUAUAUUUAUUGUGUUGGCCUAUACAGCAGUGUUAGCGGUUGACUUUGCUUCUGAGCAGCGUUCAAGCAAAGCAGGCUGAGUCGUUUAUUUAGCUUAAUCUUCACCAGACACGGAUCUAGCUGCUACAUUGUGUUUGUACCUAAAAGGCUGGGUUCAUGGGCAUGGAGUCACCCAUGUUAUAAACAAAUUCUUUCAAUGAAUUGUUUCUUUCAGUGGAAAUCCUAAGUCCAGGACUAGGUUUAAUUCCUGUCCAUGUAACCGGCCCAAAGUUGCGACUGGCUUCAGAACAAUUCUAAGGAGUUAAGAUGGUGACCAAUAUUUGCAGCAAAAGUACAGCUGAUAUCUUAUGUAAGGUGUAUCUGGAUUAGAGUCACCACUUAGCUCCGUGCCACUGAUGAACUGAAGCUUGUCCGGGGGGGGGGGGGGGUAUUUUUAAAAGUUAUCUGCACUAAAAGAAGCUGUGUUUCGUGAGUGAACACAGGCGUGGUGCUACUAUGUGUGAAUUAGAAUCAGAAGCUGAAUCUCUGUAUGAGACUUUAGAUGAGCAGGUUGGUAGGGUAGGAGGAAAAAAAACAUAUAGAGUAAACCUCACUCACUUAAGGACAGGAGAAGGUCCCACUGAGGUUGCUGGUGUGGGGAGCUCUAGAUUUAGGAUGUCACUUUGUAGUUGAUCAGCAUUGAGACGGUACGAUGGCAGACGUUCCUUUGGACAGUGAGGUAUAAUGUAGGGUCCUGCCUCCACUGUUGCGUUUAACUGCCCUUCAUAGCCUAGCUUUCCAGUGUGGAAGCCAGUGGGUUUGAGCCUUCAUGAUUUCACUAGUGUCUGAAAGCCUUUUUAAAAGCCAGAACGAAAGUAUAUUUGUACAUUUUAAAUUAUGUAAUGCACACCACUUAUUUUUUCUAACAGAAAUAACAUGUAUUCUAAAUAUUAAUCUUAGUAAUAAAUGUAUCAUAAUAAGUAAUGGUUUAAAAAGAUAAAAUAACAAAGUUUUAUUAUUGCAAUAGACUGUUGACUUGUUCCUGUGUCACUAUAACGUAUAGUGUAUGUGUGAACAGUGGUGGGGUUGUUGAACUAGUGACGUGUGUUUGGACUGUCAUACUGUUAUUGAUUGGGAUGUGGACUUAAACCGCCUAUUGCUUUGAUGUUUGGGGGGAAAAAAACGCUGCAAGAUGUUGAAUGCUUAUUUCUGUCCCUUUUUUUGUUUUUAUAGAUGUCUGUACAGUCUGAGGUUUACCGUAGAGGAGAGAAUCUUGAGAAAGAGAAAAUAUUUCAUACUGUACUCUGAAAGGCUUUCUAUUAAGACAUAACAUCACUAUUCUGAUGACAAACGGUAAAAUAGAAGAAGAGUCAGUUGUUGUUGUAUUGGGCAGUUUCUGCUCUUAAAUGUUCUCUGGUUUUCUUCAAGUGGUGCUGAUGCCUCAUGUGUGAUCAAACAGUAUCCUAACAAGGGGUAGUAGUUCUCCAAUCCUUUGUGUUUAAAGUCCCGGAUUUAUGUUGAAUACAACCUCUGUUGCUUUCCUCAGACUCCUCUCCUCCUUACUUGAGCACCUUCAUCUGCUCACAAAUACAAAGAGUUAGCGUCCCGGUAAAUCUGCGGUGUGACAAAGCCUCUAAUCUUAUUGUUGCCCUCUUUCCCCUUUGCUCCUGAACAUUUACUCCUCUGUGCCAGAGGACUACAUUCCACAGCCGUACAGUCCCAUCCGAUCCCCCUGGGAGGCAUACGAAUGACUAGAGCUGAAGGAUAAUAGUGAGGUCCAGUCAGUGAGAUAUAGUGUGGUGUUAUUCAAGUAUGUGUGAUUUGGAAGGAAUCGAAGCUGAGCAAUUAUCUUUAUGCGGCAGGGUAUGUUGGAAGUUGAACAAGUCUGGAGGUUGAUUGCAAGACUUAGAAUCCAUUAAUAACUCACUAUAUCUGCUGUCUGUAAUGGAUGCUCAGUUUGUGUAUAAGUACACUCUUGAGGGCAGUUGAACACAUGUUUACAUAGCAGAUGUGUUUGCCUUGCUUACAACUGAAAUGUCAUCAGCUCCGCUUUGCAAAUAUUAGCUAGUAGAGAAGUGACCUGAGUGACAGUGUAACAUGAGCAAGACCAUUUGGGGCCCGUGGAAGUGAACGCCUGAAGGGAUACGUGAUUAAGACAUUAUUUAUUUGGUCAGUUUUUCCUCAACGGACAAUUGUGUUACACCACAGGGGAAUAGAUUUGUUUGUCCUUCCAGUUCUAUUAAAAUGACUUAACUGAAAUAAAAGGGUACAUGCAGCUCACAGCCUGCAGCUCAGUGAUUCCGAACAAUACAACAAAACAGACGAGUCUUUUUGUGGAAGAACAAACUUCUUACCCACAAACUCUGUCUGGUGAAGAAAAGUAACGAAAUGAAUUUAUAAAAAUGUCAGUCUCCCUUUUUUAAAUGGAAGUAAAUGUGUAUUCCAUUUUAAGUAAUCGAUCAAUUUCCCUGAUUUUGGUUGCUCUCUAUUUGAAGUGGAAGGUAGCAACGGAGUGAGAAAAGUCCACAGAAAGUGCCUUUCCUUUUGAUGGUGCUUUAAAUUGAAAGAUAAAAUGUAAAAAUCAAAACAAGUAGAAUCUCCUUUUCAAGAACACAUUGCAAGGCAGGAAGUGGCUGCAUUUACACACACACACUCACUGUACACAUUUGAUUUUUAGUUUCAUGUAUUUAGAUAUUAGACCUACAUAGAAAUAGGAUAUAUGCCAAGUAUAUGGUUGUGGUUGAGCUUUCGCUUCCUAGUGCAUUUACUGUCUUGGACCAAUGGUGUCGUUGGUACAGUGGAAUGUGCGUUUGGGUGGGGUGGGGUUGUUGGGGGUCUUAGCUGACACUGUGUGAUGUGACACAGCCCAGUCCACGAAUGACAAACAUAGCACAGCACUUUAGAGACUGCCACUCUCACUCAGACACAUAGCCAAGAGGUUUUCGAUCUGUCCCUCCAGUCCCCUUCUUCCUCCUGAACAGGAGAAGGAGAGGAUCCAAACCUCAGUGUAAACGAGGAGUCGAAGGGAUGUGUGUUACCAAACAAAGCAGUCGGUCGUUAAGUGUGCCUCAUGCUCUCGUGACUUUGUUGGUGGCUCUGUUGAGUCAGCCUGCUCUCAGGUGGUGGUUUUCCUUCUGGAACUGCCACUCGACACUUUGUUACAGCUAGGGCUGGGUGUCAGAACAUGAUAUCAAUACCUCCCCAGAUUUUGGCAUUAACAUUUUAAGGCAUCCCAAACUGUUUUUACAAUAGCAGAUUCUUGCACUAAGGAGUCAGUGUUUUCUUCUUGAAGGGCAUUUUAAGUAAAUCAACAAAACAUUACAUUUAGCUGACACUUUUAUCCAAAGCGACUUACAAUUGCUAUACAUGUCAGAGGUCGCACGCCUCUGGAGCAACUAGGGGUUAAGUGUCUUGCUCAGGGACACAAUGGUGGAUGAGUCACAGUGGGGGAUUGAACCCCGGUCUCUCACACCAAAGGCAUGUGUCUUAUCCAUUGUGCCAUUGCCACCCCAAAGUCAGAUCUAAAACUUCUUGAAAAUGCAGGAAGACAAAGCAUGAAUGAAAAUAUUUUAGUCUUUUGCACAGUGAAGGAUGCUUUCAUUCAAGUGUCAUUUCACAACAGGUAUAGAGAUGAAAUUCACAAGAACCCAUAUCAGUAUUGAAAUUGUUCUCAUGAUGCCCAGCCCUAGUAGCAGCCCAUGGCGCUCUUUCCUCUUAGUGCAAUGUGUCAUGUCCCUGAUGGAGGGAAUUUGUGCCCAGCAGUAUCCUUGUCUUGAGCCUUUAUAGGGUGCCGAUUGACAACCAAGGGCGGUCUGUAGUUCUGUGGGUACCUUUUCAGUCCAGGGGGUGAAAUCUUUCUAUUUCAAGAGAUCUCUAAAAACACUGCACCUCACUUACCUUGGUAUGCUGCAUAUGUUAUACUACAUGAAAGAAAGAAAGAAAACUGCAAAUUGCUUUUAUUAUGACAUAUAAUGCUUGAGUAAUGCCUGAUUGCGAUAUUCUUAUACAGUAACUAUUUUAGAGUCAAUAAGUAUAACUGUAAAAAAAAUAUUCUCUGUUUUGUCUUAACAUUUAUCCAAUUUUGAAAAAUUGCUCUUGAGCCGACUUUUGUUUUGUUGUCCUAUUUAAAUGUGUCGUUCUUUAAAUUUAUAUAUGAAAUAUAUAUAUGCGGAAUAUUUUAUGGUGUAUUUAUUGAGAGUGUGCGUUCAAGCGGCUGGAGUCUCCGCAUCAUAUUGCAGCAUGGUGGGGGCGGAGCCAGGAGCAUGAGGCCUCUAGCCCCUCCCCCUCCAUGUUGACGCCUUAUUCUCCUAGACAUGCAAGCACAACAAUAUGGAGGGGGGUGCGCGGUAGAGGAAGGGGGAUGAGGUGGAUUUGACCUGAAGAUACAGAGUUGUAUAUCAGGUUGUGGUUGAUAUUUACACGUCAACUGUCCCUUCUCAUUUUCUUAAUACUCAUAUUUACCUCCACUCUUCUUUUACCACCUGAGAAGGCCGAAUGCCAACCCCCACAUGUUGCAGCUCAUCUCUGACGAAGGGAACCAUUUCUGAACCACACUGACUUGAGAGUCGAAUAGCUGACUUUUAUUCAUCCCAAGCUGCUAAUUGGUACGUUAGCCAUGUAAAUUUCCCAAGCCGGUAAAGGGCAGGUGGGAGAGCGUAAAAUCAAAAAGCGCCGUGGGAAAGCAAGGAAAGAUGUCGUAUUAACAGAACUCUUUGAUCAUGGUGAAAUUUUGGCGUAGGCGUUGCUUCAUUUCUCUUAAAUUGUCUUCUUGUGCCAGAACAUUUUACAGCAGGAACAGGUCUCAUUCCACAAGAAAAGACAUGCCUCAGCCUUAAGUGCGUUCUUAUAUAAUGGUCAGACUUUUAGGUGACUUUGCCAUGCCUGUGUCGGGUGGCCUACCAAGAAAACAAGCCUACAUACUUGAUCUGCCCUGAUUUCCCAACCGGCAUCCUCAUCUCUUCUCAUUUCUCAUAUAAACCACUAACAUUGCUACCAAACUUAGUGAACUCUGAUUUACCAACAAGUGUAAGCGUUCAAAAAUUGCUCUGUCCCGCUUGUACUGAUGUCGGAACAGAAGCCAGGUCUCUGUGUCGAACGACAUUUGGAAUCAGUUCUUGGUGUUUGUUUUCACCAGAUGAGCAGUGCUUACUGCCUCAGGACAAUUCAGAUAUCAUCAUAUAAAUUCCUAAUGACAUGAAAACAUAUGAUUAUUUGACUUUUAUACACUUCCUUGUGUUUGUGUAAACUUUCUGGUUGUCAUUGAUGUCAAAUCCAAAGAACAGUAUUUUCAGAUACAGUUUGACCCUGGGCCUGACAGAAACUAGGAGGUUCCUCAGAGUGCUGGAUUACAGAGAACUGUGCCUGUAUAAUGAACCAAGGAUGAAUUGUGUUGUGAUGAAUUGCUGUUCUUUUCUUAUUUUCUGUUUUUAUGGUGGUUGUCCCUCACCCCACCGGAGGAUCAGCGACAUGGAGCUUUUGAGUAUUAUCCAUCACGUUCCAAACUUUAUAAGCCAUCUGUCCUUAUUUUAAUAAUUUCAGUUGAAUACAUGUUUCCUGUGAUGUUUACUUCCAUGGCUAUCAGAUGUUUAACCUGUUUUCAUCCCAUUUGCAUUCCAAUAAUGACUGAACCAAAUAUUGCAAUAGAGAUUAGGCUCCAGAUGCCGUUUUUCCCUUGUAUACACAUAGUGGUUUUGAAGACAGAUCUUUGACAGUGGCCAUGGAUUUAAAAAAAAAAAUCUGUGUUCACUGAUUGUUCUGAUUGUCAUGAUUUUGUCAAUGUAGCAUCACCCUCUUGUCAGUUUUGAUUCAAACUAACUAGAUCUUGGGCUCUGAUACCUCUGAGUGAGGCACCAGCAAACGGAUGUACACAUUGAACAGUGAACUGUCACCACCAGAUGAUACAUGUCUAAGCCUCUCUGAAUGUUGCAAAGGCUCUGUUGUAACAACAGCUCUAUUCCUUUCAGUUUUAAAUGUCUUUCUUAUGUUACUCUCUCUUAUAGGUUGUUGGCCUUUUAGUGUUGCUUUGCUUCAGUUUGAAGUGUAUCUUUGACUAAUACUUGCAAUAAAAUGCUUUGCUUUA